AGCAUACAGCGAACAGCUCAUUAAAUACAUUAUAAAUACAUGUUUCUGCAACUGAGCUGCAGUAUGCACGUGACAGGCGCACUAUGAGCUUCAAGAGCAAUGUGGUGAUCGUGACGGGGGCCAGCUCCGGCAUCGGGGCAGCCACGGCGGUGCAGUUCGCCAAGGAAGGAGCCAGCUUGGUUAUAGUCGGAAGAAAUGAAGCCAGGCUGAAGGACAUAGCCGCCAAAUGUGCCGCGGUUGGCAGCGCGCCACUCGUGGUCCGAGCAGAUGUCUCCAACGACGACGACGCCAGGAGAAUCAUCAGCGAAACCAUAAAAAAGUUUGGCAAACUAGAUGUGCUGAUAAACAACGCUGGCGUCUUGGAAUAUGGAACAAUUUUGAACGGGAAAAUCUUGAAAAGUUACGACAAGAACAUCUCGAUCAAUUUGCGGGCCGUGAUCCACAUGACUAUGCUUGCUGCUCCGUAUCUAGUUAAGACAAAGGGGAAUAUUGUGAAUGUGUCAAGCGUGCUUGGGCAAUUUCAUAUAAUGCCCAUGGUCAAUGCGUACGCGACGUCCAAGGCUGGGUUGGAUCAUUUCACGAGAGGGAGUGCGAAGGAGUUGGCAGCGUCUGGAGUGAGGGUGAACGCUGUGAGCCCUGGGCCGGUGGAGACGAAUAUGCUGAUGACCUUCGAGUCGAGCGAGGACACGCAGGAGGUGAAUACCCCUCUGGGCCGCGUGUCGCAGCCGGCCGAGGUGGCCGACCUGAUCCUGUUCAUGGCCAGUGACAAGGCCAAGGCAAUCACAGGUUCAGUGUUUCUGGCGGAUAACGGUGUAAUACUGGGAUAGUUUCUUAAGCUAAUUCUUCUCGGUAACAGCCGAUUUUCUCGAAGUGGAAAAAUUGCAAGCUUCCUUUAUUUAGAUUUAUGCCGUUACGAGUAGGUAAAGGGCACAAUAGAUGCUGAAGAGUAUUUGAAUGUAAGUAAUGGGGUGAAAAUCGUGUAAAUAGUUUGUUUAUUUUGAUUUUAUACUUGUUUUCUGAUACUAUAAAAUAAAGUAAUACACAAAACUUGACUACCAAGUAUUUAAAUGAUUGAGAAGACAGAUUACGUAAUUUGUGUUUAUAAAUAGACUGACCUUUGUCAACUGAUAAAGGCAUUUGUAGGAUGCAUUUGCAUAGCGGUUUGCAUCUCGACGAAGUUUUUGUUUGCAUACUUUUGUAUUUAUUAUUGUUUUUUUUUAUGUUAUUGACAGACAAAAUGUAACGGCAUGCCAUCAACUAAACUCGUUAUGGAUCAACAAAUAUUUAUUUGUUUACCUGAUAAUAAAAUGGAUCUAAAAGUGAUGUUAGGUACUUAAUUAAAUUAAAAUUAAAUAUUCUCUGAAAGCUUUUUAUUUUCAAACGUUGACACAUCAAUGUAUAAAUAAAUCAUAAGAUUAAACGCACGACAAAAACAUACUCGCACACAAUAA
Messenger RNA from Ostrinia furnacalis (Asian corn borer), 1451 nucleotides. RefSeq names its product 3-oxoacyl-[acyl-carrier-protein] reductase FabG-like. The transcript has a single exon. The record is from RefSeq and is a predicted model, not a curated record. Lineage: Eukaryota; Metazoa; Arthropoda; Insecta; Lepidoptera; Crambidae. Bases 84 to 827 code for a protein of 247 amino acids.